CCAUCUAAGACCCAACACCAAAACAACAACAACAACAACAUGCCCUCCAAAAGCCCAUUAUAUAUAAUGUGGCAGUAACAUAAGUAUAAAUACGCACAACCCACCACCUGUUUGUGAAAAAGACAACCAAAGGAAAAGAAGGUACUUCAGCUUAGAAUUCAGAGUUCAGAGGUAAAACAAAAAAAAAACAAUGGCGCAACAAGUACAAGCAACACAACCAGUACAGAAGACAACGCUAUACGUGGGAGGACUAGCAGAGGAAGUAAACGAGUCAAUACUCCACGCUGCGUUCAUACCAUUCGGAGACAUAAAAGACGUGAAGACCCCUCUGGACCAAGCCACUCAGAAGCACCGCUCGUUCGGAUUCGUCACUUUCUUAGAGAAAGAAGACGCCACCUCCGCCAUGGACAACAUGGAUGGUGCUGAGCUCUAUGGCCGUGUCCUCACUGUCAACUACGCCCUCCCUGAACGCAUCAAGGGUGGCGAGCAGGGUUGGGCCGCACAGCCCAUUUGGGCGGAUGCCGACACAUGGUUCGAAAGGCAGCAGCAAGAAGAGGAAAUGCAGCGAAUUCAGGCAGAGAAUCGGGCUGCAAUGGAGGCUGCAGAGGAGUUGCAUCGAAAGAAAAUGGCCCAAGAUCGAGAAGGGGAAAAGGAUGAUGAAGAGAUGAAGGAUGAUCCCAUGGCAAGGGCUGAAGCUGAGGUUUUGAAACAGAAAGAUUAGUUCUUCUAAGCUAACCAAAGUGAGCACUUGAUGAGGGAAAGGGAAAUGCUUUCAUUAUCAUUUCUCUUAAAAUCCUAAUUGUUUUUCUAAUCAAAUCUCUGUAACCUGUCACAACUCUCAGUGUAGAACUUUGCAUUGGAAAUGAAUAGUUUUUAUUUUUGUAUGA
Quercus robur (English oak) is the source of this 887-nucleotide messenger RNA. RefSeq lists its product as uncharacterized. The transcript has 2 exons. The record is from RefSeq and is a predicted model, not a curated record. NCBI's taxonomy places the organism in Eukaryota, Viridiplantae, Streptophyta, Magnoliopsida, Fagales, Fagaceae. Gene Ontology annotation, molecular function: RNA binding. Bases 191 to 721 code for a protein of 176 amino acids.